Molecule: messenger RNA, 2766 nt
Organism: Conger conger (European conger)
Lineage: Eukaryota; Metazoa; Chordata; Actinopteri; Anguilliformes; Congridae
Product: protocadherin beta-16-like
Exons: 4
Coding region: 1-2766 (921 amino acids)
Biological process (GO): homophilic cell-cell adhesion
Cellular component (GO): plasma membrane
Molecular function (GO): calcium ion binding
Source: RefSeq, a predicted model, not a curated record
AUGGAAGAGAAAGCUAUUAUCUGUUCCCUGCUUAAAUGCUGUUGUGCUUUCGCCCUGCUUACCUUACCGCUAACGACCGGAGAUAUUAGCUUUUCAAUUCCGGAGGAGAUGAAACGCGAAUCUGUUAUUGGAAAUAUAGCGAAGGAUAUUGGCGUGGAUGCUAAAAGUCUGUCUGCCCGAAAGGCUCGUAUCGACACUGAAAGGAGCCGCCGAAGGUACUGCGACAUUGAUCUGAAUUCUGGCAAUUUGAUUGUGUUUGAAAGGAUUGACCGGGAAGCCCUUUGUGGCCAGAUGGUUUCGUGUGCUCUGAAAUUUGAGCUUGUAUUGGAGAAUCCUCUAGAAUUACACCGUAUAUCACUUAAUAUUCAGGAUAUUAACGACAACCUCCCACAAUUUGCAAAAGACCUAAUAAAGCUGGAAAUCAGAGAAUCGGCAUAUAAAGGAGCUCGCUUUCCCUUGGACGAGGCCCACGACGCGGAUAUAGGACAGAACGCGAUUCAAAGCUACACACUACAAAGGAAUAAUCAUUUUAUAUUGGACGUUCAAACCAAUACAGACGGAAUGAAAUACGCCGAAUUGGUUUUAGAAAAAGAGCUGGACCGCGAAGAACAGCACGAGGUUACAUUAUUACUUACUGCGCUUGAUGGAGGGACCCCGCAGAGAUCCGGUACUGUAGCUGUACACGUCACUGUGCUGGAUGCGAACGAUAACAGACCUGUAUUUAGCCAGGCAGUUUAUAAAGUCAGCCUGCCUGAAAAUGCUGCUUUAGGCGCUGUAGUGGUAACAGUCAUUGCCACUGAUGCAGACGAGGGAGCUAAUGGUGAUGUGACUUAUGAGUUUGGCCGUAUUUCGAAUGAAGUUGAAAAAAUGUUUUCCCUGGAUCGUAAAACAGGACAGGUUAUACUUAAUGGCAAUCUCGAUUUCGAAGAGAAUGUAAAUUACAAAAUGAGAAUCCAAGCAAAAGAUGGGGCAGGUUUAGCGUCGUAUGCAACUGUCAUUCUAGAAAUUACUGAUGUGAAUGACAACGCCCCUGAGAUAUUUUUGAAAUCUCUGUCGAAUCCCAUCUCUGAAAGCGCAAUACCUGGCACAGAGGUGGGCAUCAUUAAUGUCCAGGAUAAAGAUUCAGGUGCAAAUCAACAAGUCCGCUGCUCCAUUCAGCAAAAUGUUCCUUUCAAGUUAGUCCCCUCCAUUACAAAUUAUUACUCACUGGUAACGACCAGCGAACUCGACCGCGAACUAGUGUCUGAUUACAACAUAACAAUUACAGCUACAGAUGAGGGCUCUCCACCGUUAUCCUCUUCAAAAACUGUGCAGUUAUCUGUGUCAGACGUGAAUGACAAUCCGCCAUUGUUUGAGGAGCAGUCAUACAGUGCCUAUGUGACUGAAAAUAACAAACCCGGAACCUCUGUUAUUUCUGUGAGGGCGACAGACCCGGACUGGAGGCAGAACGGGACUGUUUUCUAUUCUCUCUUGUCCAGUGAGGUCAGUGGUGUUCCUGUGUCCUCGUUUCUAUCAAUUAAUGGAGACACUGGAGUGAUCCAUGCAGUGAGAUCAUUUGAUUAUGAGCAGUUCAGAAGCUUCAAAGUACAGGUCGUUGCCAGAGACAACGGCUCUCCUCCACUCAGCAGCAACGUGACAGUGAGUGUGUUCAUAACAGAUGAGAAUGAUAACUCUCCACAGAUAUUAUAUCCUGCGCCUCUGGGUAACUCCAUGAUGACAGAGAUGGUCCCCAAAGCUGCUCAUGCCGGCUCUCUGGUUUCCAAGGUGAUCGCUGUGGAUUCAGAUUCUGGGCAGAAUUCAUGGCUAUCCUAUCAGAUCCUCAAAUCGUCUGAUCCUACACUUUUUGCCAUUGGCCAUCACAGCGGAGAGAUUAGGACACAGCGAGACAUUUCUCUAUCUGAUGCAAUGAAGCAAAACAUUGUUGUAUCAGUGAAAGAUAACGGACAGCCCUCUCUCUCGUCAACUUGCACAGUGUAUCUACUGAUUUCAGAUAACUUGGCAGAAGUUCCUGAACUGAAAGAUAUGUCAUAUGAGGAGAACAAUUCCAAGUUAACUUCAUAUUUGAUCAUAGCUCUCGUCUCUGUUUCCACCUUCUUCCUGACGUUCAUUAUUCUUAUUAUCGCUGUGAGGUUUUGCCGCAGAAGAAACCCAAGACUGUUGUUCGACAGUGCUGUGGCCAUUCCCAGCGCUUAUUUCCCUCCCAACUACGGGGAAGUCGACGCAACAGGAACUCUUCGCAGCUCCUACAAUUAUGACACUUACUUAACAGCUGGCUCGCGCACCAGCGACUUCAAGUUCAUGAGCUCGUCCAACGACGCCACAAUGCCCGCUGAUCUUACUCUCAAGAGAUGUCAAAAUGAAAUUGUGAACGGGGAAUCAACCCUCCACAGGACACAGGUUAAUGAGGUCAGCGGUGUUCCUGUGUCCUCGUUUGUAUCCAUUAAUGGAGACACCGGAGUGAUCCACGCUGUCAGAUCGUUUGAUUAUGAGCAGUUCAGAAGCUUCAAAGUGCAGGUCGUUGCCAGAGACAACGGUUCUCCCCCACUCAGCAGCAACGUGACAGUGAUUGCUGUGGAUGCAGACUCUGGACAGAACGCCUGGUUGUCCUAUCAGAUCCUGAAAUCUACUGAUCCGGGUCUUUUCACCAUUGGUCUCCACAGUGGAGAGAUCAGGACGCUGAAGAGGAGCCCCCAUGAAACUAGUGAGCUGGGCGAGACGACAGAGGAUGGAUCAAAAUUCUCCACUCUGGUAAAAAUACAGUUCUAA